Rotaria sp. Silwood2 is the source of this 447-nucleotide messenger RNA. The record is from the annotation of a GenBank genome assembly. Lineage: Eukaryota; Metazoa; Rotifera; Eurotatoria; Philodinida; Philodinidae.
AUGGAAGAAGCAAGAAAUAAAUAUCCACGUCCAAUAAAUGUUAUUGAAGGACCAUUAAUGAAUAAUAUGGAUAAAGUUGGAGUAUUAUUUGGUGAUGAAAAACAACAAAAUUUAAAAUUAUUACAACAACAAGAUAAUACAUCAAUAACUGGAUUAGAUUCACAAGUAACUAUUGUUUUGACUGCUGUUAAAGGUGAUAUUCAUGAUAUUGAAAAAAAUAUUGUUGGUAUUGUACUUGGUUGUAAUAAUGAUCGUGUUAUUGAUUUACGUGUUACGACACCAUGUGAUAAAAUUCUUAAAGUAGCUAAAGAAGAAAAUACAGAUUUUAUUGGUUUAUCUGGUUUAGUUACUUCAUCAUUAGAUGAAAUGAUUAUUGUCGCUAAAGAAAUGCAAAGAUUCAAUUUUAAUAUUUCAUUAUUAAUUGGUGGUACUAUUAGAUCUAAGUAA